Messenger RNA from Mya arenaria, 970 nucleotides. RefSeq names its product NF-kappa-B inhibitor-interacting Ras-like protein 1. Gene Ontology annotation, biological process: canonical NF-kappaB signal transduction. Gene Ontology annotation, molecular function: GTP binding; GTPase activity. The transcript is spliced from 8 exons. The coding region runs from base 170 to 757 and encodes 195 amino acids. The record is from RefSeq and is a predicted model, not a curated record. Lineage: Eukaryota; Metazoa; Mollusca; Bivalvia; Myida; Myidae.
GACUGUAGCCUUACAGCUUUCUCCACAACGUAAAAUUUUAAACGGGACUGUCAAAAGUUUUUAACUCCAGUUUAUUCUUCAGUUUAAACAGUCUUGUCCCAGUAAGGAACUGUAGCUGGGCAGGAAUAGAUCUCGCUGUGUCAACCAUGUUUCUGUUCUGAAAACUGGAAUGGGGAAGAUCAGCAAGAUACUUGUGUGUGGCCAUGCCGGCGUUGGAAAGACUGCCAUCAUCGAGCAGCUUAUGUAUGGCAACCACGUCAUCGGAACGCCCAUGAUUUCAACAAUAGAAGACAUUUACACAGCCAUGAUUGAGACAGACCGAGGGGUGAAGGAGAAAGUUCGCAUCUUCGACACUGGGGGCUUGGAUGGAACAAAGACCGAGCUGCCAAAACACUUUCUAACCUUUCCCGAUGGGUUUGUGCUAGUUUAUGAUGUGACCAACUGGGACUCCUUCCAAAAACUAGACAAGAUAAAAAAAGACAUUGACAAAAACAGGGACAAGAAAGAGGUGCACAUCAUCACUAUCGGGAACAACAAGAGUGAGAGACAGGAAGACAGACAGGUGGACUUCAAUACAGCUCAGACCUGGGCCACUCAACAGAAAGUGCGUCUGUGGGAGGCUAAUGUGACAAACCGUCAGUCGCUGGUGGAACCAUUCGUGUUCCUGACUUCACGCAUCACACAGCCACAGAGUAAAUCUGGGUUUCUGCCAGGCCGGAAAGCAAAAGGUACAAGCAGCACGACGAAUGUGGACUGAUCAACCAACCAAUCCAACACCAAACUGUCUCACUGUAUUCUCCUCAUACAAUAUCAUCGAUAAUAUCUUGUCUGUGUCAAACUCUGCAGUUUCUUUACCUGAGUGAAUUACUGUUUUGAAAAUUAGAGUUUAUACAUAUAGUGUACAUUAAGACAUAUUUAGAUUGUAGUUAGAAAAUUGCAUUAUUUUUAUGAUUAUUAUUUAUUUACUUCA